GCACCGGGCCGGGCGGACAAGCUUCAGUGUGCGAUUGGCAGCAGUACGGUACGCCGGGCUAGGCUCUAGUAACGCACCGGGCUCUUUAUUUUUUUCCCCUCUCGUGUUGUGCAGUUUACAAAGGAGACAUAAUUGUUUGUGAAUCGUUUGUUUCAGCAAGCAUCCUGGUUGCUUGGGAAAGGAAAAACGAGCCCCGUUCACAGCGUCAAGAACGAACGGCGAGAAUAACGACGCAAGUCGCCCAAGAAGUACUCACUCUAGAAUCGCAUUUGUGUAGAGUCCUCGUUGUUUCUGCGCGUUAGCAACACACGGCGGUGAUCCAUCACCUGUGUGACCUUUACACCGCCAUUAGCCGAAAGUGUUGCCGCCUUAGCUUUGGAGAGCCUUUUUGGAAGCGCUAGAGAGGGGGGGGGGCUCACUUCGAACGACAGCGACAAGCCCAGCCCGGCCCAAUAAUCAUCAUCAGCCCUAACCUAUAUCAGGGGGACUUGAUAACGAAGACGGAUCAAGCGUGAGACCCGCCUGAUAAGACUGCUCGUGUGUGUGUGUGUGUUUGUUUGUGCCUAUCGUGCUCAGAGAUUCCAAUUCGCGUAGUGCGAGUGCGUCGCGAAGGUCCACCUUCUAAUCACUCCAGUGUGUGUGUGUUUGUGUGUGUGUGUUCUUGGUUGUGUGAACAGGCCGUUGUGAUACGACGAAGGCUGCACACACGCGCUCGGUAAUCAGCAGCGAGCGACCCCGGGUUGGUGGCAAUCUUCCCGCACGAAAUCCCAAUAAACGCGGCCGUGUCACGCCCGUCCGGUCUCAGUUGAACUCUGAACCUGUUACGAUACGGUGGGUGCCCGAAAGCGUCGCGUUCCUCUCUACAGGCAGGCUCAAUCAAUCGGCAAACCGUCACUCAACCACGCAGCGGUAGCAGCAGUACCUCGUAGACACCAGCCACAGAAAUGCCACAGCAAGAUCAAACCGCAGCACCGAACGCGGGCGUCAAGAUGUACAAUCUGGUGAUCCUCAUCAUCGACAUUGUCGCCAUGUUGGUACGAUGGAUCUAUCACACGCUCGAGUCGUUCUACCGGCUGGUGGUGCCGCCGGCCGCCGACACCGUCCACACCGAUAUCGUGCUGAUUACCGGUGCCGGGCACGGCAUGGGCCGCUGCAUGGCGCUGCAGUACGCGCAGCUCGGCGCCACCGUCGUCUGCGUCGACAUCAACGAGAAGAUGAACGCGGACACGGUCGCCACCAUCCGGCAGCAGCGCGGCAAUGCAUUCGGCUACGUCUGUGACGUCACCAACCGUCAGCAGAUCAUUGAGACGGCGCAGCAGAUACGGCAGGAGGUGGGCACGGUAACGAUACUGGUGAACAAUGCCGGCAUCAUGCCGACCCAUCCGCUGCUCCAGCAGACGGAGCCCGAAAUACGCAAAACGUUCGAGAUCAACGUUAUGGCCCACUUCUGGCUGCUGCAAAGCUACCUCCCCGGCAUGCUCGAGAAGAACCGAGGCUACAUCGUCGCCAUGUCUUCCGUCGCCGGGCUGUGCGGUCUGAACAACCUCGUGCCGUACUGUGGCAGCAAGUUUGCGGUGCGCGGUAUCAUGGAGGCGCUGGCCGAGGAGCUGCGGCAGGACGCGCGCAAACCGAACAUCAAGUUCACCACCGUCUACCCGUACAUGGUCGAUACGGGGCUGUGCAAGCGACCGCACAUGCGCUUCCCCAACCUGAUGCGGCUGGUGAAGCCGGAGGAGGCGGCCGCCGCCAUCAUCGAUGGGCAGCGGCGCGGCCUGGUCGAUGUGUCCAUCCCGAAGUACCUGCUGUACCUGAACACCAUCAUCCGUGUGUUCCCGAUCAAGGUCGGCACCCUGCUGCGCGACUUCCUGGACAGUGGCGUCGAGUCGGAUCUCUAAUGCGCGGGACAAAUGUCGUCGCUUUUUUGUUGUUUUUGUAUUUUUCUAAAUCUUCAAAGCAAAACAAUAUAUAUACAUCCCGAACAACACUGACGGACCAACCAAUCAGCCACCGAUGGGCCCCCCGCACACAAGGGGGCUACUGUAGUUAAGUGAGACAUGGCGCAGACGCUAGCGAAAGGUUUAAUGUACAUGUAUAUAUAUAUCUGGUCACCUACACCUCAACCACCCCUUUACAACACGUACCCACGAUAGCAUUAGUUAUAUUGGCAGGGAUGGGGGAGAAGGAUUAAUCAAUAAAUUAAAAAAAGGUGUUAAAAAAA
Messenger RNA from Anopheles coluzzii, 2218 nucleotides. RefSeq names its product epidermal retinol dehydrogenase 2 (gene Ldsdh1). The transcript is spliced from 4 exons. Gene Ontology annotation, cellular component: lipid droplet. Gene Ontology annotation, molecular function: oxidoreductase activity, acting on the CH-OH group of donors, NAD or NADP as acceptor. The record is from RefSeq and is a predicted model, not a curated record. NCBI's taxonomy places the organism in Eukaryota, Metazoa, Arthropoda, Insecta, Diptera, Culicidae. Bases 945 to 1895 code for a protein of 316 amino acids.